Wallemia ichthyophaga EXF-994 is the source of this 594-nucleotide messenger RNA. RefSeq names its product GTP-binding protein rhoA. Gene Ontology annotation, molecular function: GTPase activity; GTP binding. The record is from RefSeq and is a predicted model, not a curated record. Lineage: Eukaryota; Fungi; Basidiomycota; Wallemiomycetes; Wallemiales; Wallemiaceae. Gene Ontology annotation, biological process: small GTPase-mediated signal transduction. Bases 1 to 594 code for a protein of 197 amino acids. The transcript has 5 exons.
AUGCAGUCCUCUGAAAUACGCCGUAAAUUAGUUAUCGUUGGUGACGGUGCCUGUGGAAAAACUUGCCUUUUGAUCGUUUUCUCAAAGGGUACUUUCCCUGAGGUAUACGUUCCAACCGUUUUUGAAAACUACGUUGCAGACGUCGAAGUUGAUGGAAAACACGUUGAAUUAGCUCUUUGGGAUACUGCUGGUCAAGAAGAUUACGACAGAUUGAGACCUCUGUCUUACCCUGAUUCUCACGUUAUACUCAUCUGUUUUGCUAUCGAUUCCCCCGAUUCUCUUGAUAACGUACAGGAGAAGUGGAUUAGCGAAGUUAUGCACUUCUGUCAAGGCCUUCCAAUCAUUCUAGUCGGUUGUAAGAAAGAUUUGAGGAAUGAUCCAAAGACGCUCGAAGAAUUACGCAAAACUCAACAAAGACCUGUUCAAGAAUCUGAUGGUAGAGGCGUCGCUCAAAAGAUUGGUGCAAAGCAUUACUUGGAAUGCUCCGCUAGAUCUGGCGAAGGUGUAAAAGAAGUGUUCCAGACCGCAACAAGAGCCGCUUUGCUUACAAAGUCAGGAAAUAGAUCAAAGAAGAGCAAGUGUGUCGUCAUUUAA